This is a messenger RNA of Rhinolophus ferrumequinum (greater horseshoe bat), 4295 nucleotides long. It is a transcript of the gene RUSC1, whose product is annotated as RUN and SH3 domain containing 1. NCBI's taxonomy places the organism in Eukaryota, Metazoa, Chordata, Mammalia, Chiroptera, Rhinolophidae. Gene Ontology annotation, cellular component: cytoplasmic vesicle. The transcript is spliced from 11 exons. The record is from RefSeq and is a predicted model, not a curated record. Gene Ontology annotation, molecular function: protein binding. The coding region runs from base 666 to 3794 and encodes 1042 amino acids.
CAGAGGGGACAGUGUACACACACCUAUGUAGCGUCACCUAACCGUGUGCAUCUUUGGGAUGUGGGAGGAAACCGGAGUCCCCGGAAAAAACCCACACAGACAGGGAGGACGUGCCAACUCCACACAGCGGACCCAGGCCGAACGGUUUUUUCCUCAAUGGCAUGGCAAGCGAGGGUGGAUGGACCGUGUCAUCCCAGGACCCGCUAUAUGAACCUUGUGGCUCUCACUGCCCGUACCAGCCAGGGGUGCAGCUCUGGCCACUGGGUAGGGCGGGGGUGGGGGAGGGUGUCCGCACGGAAGCCAGGACUGCUGGCCUUGUCUUCCAGAUCCCCAGGACAUCCCUAGAAUUGCGAGAUGGGCCGGGGUGGGUGACACAAGCGAGACGUCAAAUGCUGGGGGCUGGGUCAGAGCCCCGCCCCGCCCAUGCGUGAAGGGGCGCGGCUGCGCAGCGCUGUGGGUUGUCCUAGCGCCCCUCCCCUCCGGUCUGUGCGGAGACCUGCGGGGACCAGGGACCGGCGAUUCCGGGGAAGCCAGAGGAGACCAAGGCCGGAGCGGUUGCAGGAGGACCGCGGUGAGGAGGUCUGCAUCGGCGGUUGCCAGGUAGGCGGAUGUGAGAGGCCCGCUGUUCCUGAUUCUCUAGAGGCCUCCCCGUCGCCGCCGGCACCAUGCUGUCCCCUCAGAGGGCUUUGCUCUGCAACCUCAACCACAUCCACCUCCAGCAUGUAUCUCUGGGCCUGCACUUGUCCCGCCGUCCUGAGCUACGCGAAGGGCCCUUGAGCACAUCCCCGCCCCCAGGGGACACCGGGGGCAAGGAGAGGCGGGGUCCCUGCAGCGGGACCCUUGUGGACGCCAAUUCCAACAGCCCAGCCGUGCCCUGCCGAUGCUGCCAGGACCACGGGCCCGGCCUAGAAACCCGGCAGGACCCAGCACAGGAGGAAGAGGGGGCUGCCUCUCCCUCGGACCCGGGCUGCUCGUCCUCUCUCAGCUCCUGCUCAGAUCUCAGCCCUGACGAGUCCCCCAUCUCAGUCUACUCGCGGGACCUCCCUGGCGACCAAGAUGCCCACCCGCAGCCUAGCAUCAUCCCCCUGGAGCAGGGCUCCCCACUGUCUUCCGCAGGCCCUGGCGCCUGCUCUCCCGACAGCUUCUGCUGUUCUCCUGAUUCCUGCUCUGGGGCUUCCUCCGCACCCGGCCCUGGCCUGGACUCCAACUGCAACGCCCUGACGACCGGCCAGGACCUCCCUUCUCCAGGGCUAGAGGAAGAGGAUGAGGGUGAGGAGCAGGACCUCCCUACCGCCGAGCUCCCGGAGGUGGAUGACGGGAAGAUCGACGCUGGGAAAACCGAACCCAGCUGGAAAAUCAACCCCAUUUGGAAAAUUGACACAGAGAAAACUGAAGCUGGCUGGAAAAUCACCGACAACAAUAACUCUGGUUGGAAAAUCAAUGCGAAUACUAACUCUAGUUGGAAAACUGAACCUGGAAAAUUCGACUCCGGUUGGAAAACCAACGCAGGAAUAUCUGCUCCUGGCUUGAAAACAGAUGCAGGGAAAAUUGAUGGGGGAUGGAGAAGUGACGUCAACGAGGAGCCGGUGCCCCACCGGACAAUCACGUCCUUCCACGAGCUGGCCCAGAAGCGCAAGCGGGGCCCGGGGCUGCCCCUCGUGCCACAGGCCAAGAAAGACCGCAGUGACUGGCUCAUAGUCUUCUCGCCCGACACCGAGCAGCCCCCCACCGGGUCGCUGGGCGGCUCUCCGGCGCCUCCCCGGGAAGUCACCACCUUCAAGGAACUUCGGUCCCGAAGCCGGGCCCCGCCCCCGCCACUCCCGCCCCGAGACCCCCCAGCUGGCUGGGCCUUGGUCCCGCCCCGGCCCCCACCCCCGCCCGUCCCUCCCCGGAGGAAGAAGAACCGACCCGGGCUGCAGCCCAUAGCCGAGGGGCAGCCGGAGGAGGGCAGGGCGGUCAGCCCCGCGGCCGGCGAGGAGGCCCCGGCCGCAAAGGAGCCGGACGAGCCCAGCGCGCAGGCCGGUCUGGAGGCCCGUCCCCUCCUGCUCCCUCGGCCCCUGGUUUUCCGGUUCUCGGCCGACGGGCGCCCCCUGUUGGAGGGUGGGGGCACGGGCUCAGCUGGGUCUCUGCUCCUGGCGCCUCUGGCCGGCUGGCCCGGCGCCGGGCUGCGGCUGCUGGGGGCGCCGAGUCCCCCAGAGAAGCAGCUGCUGCCUGUCCGCCUGUCCCCAGUGGGAGCCUAUUCGCCUCCGGCUCGGGGGGCCCUGCCCUGCCUGGCCAGCCCCGAGCUGGCACUGCUGCUGUCCCCGCUGUUUCCCAGAAGUAGCACCUUCCCUGCCGUGGCUCCCCCAUCCCGCCAGGUACCUGCCCCCACGCUGCCACCGCCACCUCGUCCGCCGAAGGCCCCUCGCCGGACCAGGAGCCCACCGCCACCGCCCAGGCUACUCCGUAGUUCCUGGUCUUUCGCCGGUGUCCCCGGGGCCCAGCGACUGUGGAUGGCAGAAGCCCAGAGUGGGACUGGCCAGCUGCAGGAGCAGAAGAAAGGUCUUCUGAUAGCUGUGAGCGCCUCAGUGGAUAAAAUCAUCUCGCACUUUGGGGCGGCCCGGAACUUGGUUCAAAAGGCCCAGUUGGGGGACAGCCGGCUGAGCCCAGAUGUGGGGCACCUGGUGCUGACCACCCUCUGUCCGGCCCUCCACGCCCUGGUGGCUGACGGGCUGAAGCCUUUCAAGAAGGACCUCAUCACCGGGCAGCGCAGGAGCAGCCCCUGGAGCGUGGUGGAGGCAUCGGUGAAGCCAGGCUCCAGCACCCGGACCCUCGGAACCCUGUAUAACCAGGUCAGCCGUCUGGCCCCACUGACCAGCAGCCGGAGCCGCUUCCAUGCCUUCAUUCUGGGCCUUCUCAACACUAAGCAGUUGGAGCUGUGGUUUUCCAGCCUCCAGGAAGAUGCAGGCCUGCUGUCCCUCCUGUACCUGCCCACCGGAUUCUUCGCCCUGGCCCGGGGCGGCUGCCCUUCAUUGUCCACAGAGCUGCUGCUGCUGCUGCAGCCAUUGUCGGUGCUCACCUUCCACCUGGACCUGCUCUUUGAGCACCACCACCAGCUGCCCCCGGGCCCGCCACCGGCCCCUGCCCCUCCGGGCUCACCCCCAGCCCUGCAGCAGACUGUGCAAGCCAUGCUGCACUGGGGGGGCCGGCUGGCCCAGAGCCUUCGUGGGGCUUCUGGGGCGACCCCUCCAGGCCCUUCAGCUCCCUCAAGUACCCCCACACCAGGCGGCUGGUGGGAGCAGCUGACCCAGGCCUCCCGGGUCUACGCUUCUGGGGGCUCCGAGGGCUUCUCCCUUCCCCGCUGGGGAUCCAGGCGGCCCGGGACUGCGGCUGAGGGCGCUCAGGAGAGAGCGCAGCCCGCGGAGGACGUGGCACCAGGCAGAGGCGUAUGGCUGGGGAGACUGUUUGGAGCGCCUGGGGGCCCCACAGAAUCGGCAGGUGGAGCUCUGAAGUCCAGGAGACCAUCCAGCUGGCUGCCUCCCACAGUGAGUGUGUUGGCUCUGGUGAAGUGGGGGGCACCUCCCGAGACUUCCUGUUCUCCUGAGGAGCUCGAGGCCUCAGAACCCAGCACGCUGCAGACCCACACGGCAGUCCGCACGCUCUGUGACCACUCGGCCGCAGGACCUGACCAGCUGAGCUUCCGGCGUGGGGAAGUGCUGCGUGUCCUCGCCACCGUGGAUGAGGACUGGCUGCGCUGCGGGCGGGAUGGGGCGGAGGGGCUGGUGCCCGUGGGGUACACCUCGCUUGUUCUCUAGGCCCGGGACCCUCUGCUCCUGCGCCUGUCUCCCUCCUGUCACCCGGGAACGGAAUGGCCUCUGCACACUAACCCGUGUAAACCGAUCAUCCCAGAAGCAUUCUCCCGGGUGUCACCAAGUGACACUUGCCUCCCAUAUCCGUUUCUGCUGAUAUUUAAAAGAAAUCUGCCUCUUCCCUCCCAUGCCUUUCCAAGUAUAUCAAAGGGAUUUCCCUCCAUGCCAUCUUGCCUCUUCCCCAUCUGCAUAAGGGAACGUCCCUUCCUCUCUGCACAGCGGCCAUCCAGCCCCGCUCCCUUCUUGGUGUGUAAGUGGACGCUGCCAGUACAGUGGACGCCUCUUCUUACAAUGAAGGGCCAGCUGUGACCCUCCAUCCCAUGUCGCCUAAUGUAUUUAUUGUGUCCUCGUGUUGUACCAGGUGCUGAAGUCCAGACACCCCUGGCGGGUGUCUUGUGGUGGUGGUCGGCCUCCUUCCUCCUGUUGCAAUAAAGUGUGGGAGUUGAA